Molecule: messenger RNA, 3967 nt
Organism: Neurospora tetraspora
Lineage: Eukaryota; Fungi; Ascomycota; Sordariomycetes; Sordariales; Sordariaceae
Exons: 2
Coding region: 325-3651 (1108 amino acids)
Source: RefSeq, a predicted model, not a curated record
UAACAUCUGUUACUAUUGACUUGUUCCUGUGCCUUUAUAACGCUGAAUACAUGGCAGAGAACCUGGGCUAACCUGAGGCGCACGUUCCCUGAUAGUCACUUUAGUACCAAGCCACUUACACGAGUGACUUUGACGAAACUACACGACCUACUAUACCCGCCACUGCCACUUACACGUGCAUCACACCUCGACAUCCAUAUCCAGAGAUCCGAGACAUUGGUCACUGAGCCAGACUUACCCCGGCUGAUAACGAACGGAAACAUUCCUUCCAUUAUACACACCGAACAUACAUAGCUUCGACUCGUCCCGAGCCCAGAUAUCACCAUGUCUACCACAGCAUCUCAGCCUCCCAUCCCCCCUAGACCGUCUAGGAGUACCGAGAAACAGCCAGCUCCAAUGGUCCCUCCACGCCCGAACAAGAACCGCAUCGAGCGCUCCAUGAGCCCGAACCCGAACCGCUUUGCGCCUUCGCCUCUUAACGCGGGGCCUAUUCAGCCCAAGUCUGCGCAUCCCCUGCGCAACGGUCACAAUGGCGAGGAUAUCAAAAGAUCCACGUCUGUUGACCUGCCGUCCCUCGGCCAAGAGGGCAUGGAAUAUGCCAACAUCACCGAGAAUACUCCUUCCAGCGAACAGAGUACUGCCCCCGAGCAGACUAGGACUAUCGGCCACGAUCUCAAGCUUCAUGCGCCCAAGCCGUCCCUGCCUCCUGCUAAUGCCAAGCAGCGCAUCAUGGCCGUUACGCGCACCGAUAGCGACAGAGCUGCGGCCUUUGGAAUCGGCCGUCCCAGCAGUAACGACGAGUCGACGCACGUCCUCCCGUCCAAUAGGAGUCUUAAGAAGAAGGCUAGCACUACUAGCCAGCUGUCGGUGGACUUGGAGGACGAGCAUGGUAUUCCCGAGAUUGGCCAGCAAGUGCCCAUGUACAAGAACGCUGGUGAUGUCCAGGCUCCAUCGCCUGCUCCUGGCGCAACUGCCGAUAAGGUGAAGCAUCACAGUCGUAGGACUUCUGCCCGCGGCAGCCUUCCUCCCGGCAGCUAUGGCCUUCACGGUCAUGGUGUGUUUGCUGUGGACAAGCUUGAAAAGGCAUAUUUUGACAAGCACCCCGAGGCUCUCAAGAAGGAGCACACGCCUUAUCAGUACGAUCGUGCCAACAACUUCUCGAUGAGCAGCGAGAAUCUGAACAAGAUUGUUCGCGAGACCGCCAGUCGUGGCUCUGGUCUUGGUGUCCAGAACUACCCCGGUACCCCCAGCGAGCAGGUUGGAUGGCAAGCCAUUGAGGAGUCUACCUCUCGCGUCGCGUCUCCCCGCCCUCAUUCCUCCGGCCGCAAGUCUCCUGUCAAGCCGACCUUUGCUGUGCAAGAUGACAAUGGCGAGUCCCGCGCUCUAGAGGAGGACGAAGAACCCAGGAAGAACGUGAUUCACGUGGACGAGCCCAACCGUCGCAGCUCAAGAGGCAAGUCCAUGGAUGGAUCAGCACCGGCGGCUGAAGAAGAGGAGGAGUACACUGCCCCUAUCCUUGCCGAGGAUGAGGUCGCACAGAACCCAUCGCCCUACGCUCACGAGCCGGCCGUUGUGCCCAAGCGCCGCGAAAGUGCUGAACCCAAGAGUCGCCCGACUAGCAGACCGGCCAGCAUCUACAGGGAGAACUCUUUCGAGAUGCGCUCUACCCCCCUCGAGGAUGUCGAGGAAUAUGAGCCCCUCUUCAAGGAUGACGAACAACCCGCGAAGAAGCCUGAGGUUCCCUUGAGACCCAAGACCGAGCACAAGCGCCGCUUCCCCAGUGCUGACGUCUGGGAGGACGCCCCUAGCAGUACCAUGUACACCGCCGAAGUUUCCACCCCGGAACCCACCGCUGAGCAGCAAGAGGAAGAGGGUCAGGAGCAGGCCAAGCCCCAGAUAGAACCUCGCGAGGGUGAGACCUUUGCUCAAGCGUUUGCCCGUCAGCAAGAAGAGCUUGCCGAGAAGGAAGCCCGGGAAAACGGCCCCGAUGGUUUCGUCAAGUCGAGUACUCCCAGGCCUUCUUCGCACCAGCAAAGACCUUCCUGGGUUCAGGGUCAGCCCCAUCUUCUGCAGGAAGUGAAGAAGGAGGCUGCCAAGGCUGCCAGGCCGGCCAUGGCUCAGAGGUUCCCUAGCCGCGAUGUUUGGGAGGAUAGCCCGGAGAGCUUGCAGCUGCAGACCGAGGUUUCUACUCCCCAGCAGGACGAGGAGCAGACGGAGGAGGCCGCGGCCGAGUCUCCCAAGGUCUCUCCCCGUACAGAGGAGCCUGAGCCCAAGAUCGACGAAAAGCUUGCCGAGAAGCCCGAGGUCAAGGACGAGACACCCGAGCCAAAGGAGCCUGUUCCCACUCCCGCCGCAGUCACAGAACGAAAGCCCUCACCCCCGGCGAUCCCCUCCCGCCCAUCUCUUCCCUCCCGCCCUUCCAUCCCCGACCGUCCCAAGCCCAAGCCGGCCGCCAAGCCCGCCAUUCCCGCGCGCCCCGUCAAGGCGUCUCCCACGUCCGGCGGUCUCGAACCCGCCGAGGCCGCCGCUCCUCCUCGUCAGAAGCCCGCCGUCCCCGCUCGUCCGAUGGGCUCUAAGAUCGCCGCUCUGCAGGCCGGUUUCAUGAGCGACCUUAACAACCGCUUGCGUCUCGGCCCGCAGAUACCGGUUAAGAAGGAGGAGGCGCCGGCCGAGGAGCAGGAGAAGGCGGAGGUGAAGGAGAAGGUGCCGCUUAGUGAUGCUAGAAAGGGCAGGGCGAGGGGUCCCCAGAGGAGGGCGCCUGCUGCUGCUAAGGCUGCUGCUACGGCUGCUGCGGCGCCGGCGGUGGCUGAGGAGAAGAAGGAGGUGACUGGUCCGAAGUUGAGUUUCUCGGUUUCGGUUAGUUAUUGGGCUAUUAAUCCUGAGAGUGAGGAGGGUGGUGUUCGUGUUGGUAUUGCUGAGUUGAAGGGCUUGGAAGAGGAGAAGCCGAAGGAGGAGAAGAAGGAAGAGGUUAAGAGCGAGAUUAAGCCCGAGACUGAGACUGAGAAGCCCAAGGUUGAGGAAGUCAAGGACGAAGCUAAGGCUGUGGUAGAGAAGCUGGUUCCCGAAACUGUCCAGAAGGAGGCUAAGGAGGAAGCACCAAAGGAAGAGACCAAUGAAGAGAAGGCUCCUUCGCCCGAGCCCGAGCCCAGUGCUUCCCCCGAGGCUAUUAUCUCCGAAGCACCCGGUGCCUUCCCCUCCACUCCCGCAAUCGAAGCGGAGGUUAAGGCUGAGGAGGAGGCCGAAGCCGAGGCAGAAGCCGAAUCUUCCGCUCCGGCUGACACACCUACCUCCACCGAAGCUCCCGCCCCCGAACCCGUCGAAGCCGAUGCCCAGGCCGAGACGGAAACCAAGAAGACUGAAGCCGAAGAACCGCCCACCACCACUACUGCGUCUGAAACCGAAAAGGUAGAAGAUAAGCGCGAUGCCACUACAGCUUCGGCAAAGGCUGAGGCGGCGGCUGCUGAUACUGCGGUUACUAACUCCUCCGCUACCGACCCCACCUCUACCACUGAAGAGGCGCCAAAGGAGGAAGUCAAGUCCCUGGUGACUAACACCGCUGGGGAGACUAUUGUCCAGGAACAUGUCACUAGGGAUGGAAGUGGUGGUGUGAAGCCUUUGGAGGCGGAGGAUAAGGGGGGUGAGGAGGCUUAGGCUUAGGUUUGGGUGUGAUUCCAAUUGGGAAAGGUGGUGAGAGAUCUGAGGAGGGGUGGUUUCUGCUUCUGGUCUAUGAUUUGACUGAGACAGAAAGACAUCGUAUAAGAUGUCGUGUGUCGUGAGGAAGGUGGGAGGACGAGGAGAUAGGUGUGUGUGGUGAUUAUAGGUGGUUAUAAGUGGUUAAUGGAGGGUGCCGCCCAAUGCUUUAUUUAUCUGCUUUAGCGAAGUCAGUUUUGCUUCUGGCUUUUAGUACUUUGAGGGGUUGAAUACAAAGCGAUUUACCUUGUCUUAUCUUACCUUACCUUACCUUACU